GCGCACCGAUCUUUCCGAUCCUGCCUUUGGAGCAGCUAGAUUGAGAACCUUGGCUACUCCAUCAGCCUGCCGCCCCUUACCUGCGAUUGCAUAUGAACUUUUCUUCCUUCUUGCACACCGUUGUCGUCGGAGUCGUCGAGAUCGUCGUGGCGCUCGCGUGAUGGCCUUCGUCCGUUUAGAGUAGUGUAGUUAGUUAGGGGCCAUCGAAGAAGAAAGAAGACGCGAAUAGUGCAGAGAUGCUGGAGGUGGUCAGUUACUAAGCUAGAGUAAGAUAGUGGAGCAAGACCAGCCAAACCUGUCCGGGGGCGCACGGUCGCCCAGAGGAGGUCGACUCGCCGGUGCUUACUAUCGCACCGAGCUCCCUCCGUCCCUCCCUCCGCCGAGGCGCGAGAUUGCGGCGCGCAGCGCAGCGCAGCGCACUGACUGCCGCGGGCUCCGCUGGGCGAUUGCAGCCGAGUCCGUUUCUCGUCUAGCUGCCGCCGCGGCGACCGUUGCCUUGUCUUCCUCCCGGACGCUUGUGGGAUAUCAUCCAAUAUCCAUGAGCAUCUAUAGGCCAACCAUCACCGUCCUUCAAAAAUAAUUAAAGGAUGGAAUUAUGAAUCCAAUCUGUUAAAUUUCCUCUUCGCAAUUUUAAACUUUGGUUGCUUAACACCGAAGCAAUCAUGGUGAACCUGAGGAAAGCGGUGCAUUCGUUCCUUGUGCACCUAAUUGGCCUACUGGUUUGGCAAUGUGAUAUUUCUGUGAGCCCUGUUGCAGCUCUAGUAACUGACAUUUUCAAUACCUCCGAUGGUGGACGCUUCAAAUUCCCAGACGGGGUACAAAACUGGCCAGCACUUUCAAUCGUCAUCAUAAUAAUCUUGACAAUAGGUGGCAACAUUCUCGUUAUCAUGGCAGUAAGCUUGGAAAAGAAACUGCACAAUGCCACCAAUUACUUCUUAAUGUCCCUAGCCAUUGCUGAUAUGCUAGUGGGACUACUUGUCAUGCCACUCUCUCUGCUUGCAAUCCUUUAUGAUUAUGUCUGGCCACUACCUAGAUAUUUGUGCCCCGUCUGGAUUUCUUUGGAUGUUUUAUUUUCUACAGCGUCCAUCAUGCACCUCUGCGCUAUCUCGCUGGAUCGGUAUGUAGCAAUACGUAAUCCUAUUGAGCAUAGCCGUUUCAAUUCGCGGACUAAGGCCAUCAUGAAGAUUGCUAUUGUUUGGGCAAUUUCGAUAGGUGUGUCCGUUCCCAUCCCAGUGAUCGGACUGAGAGAUGAAGAGAAAGUGUUCGUCAACAACACCACGUGCGUGCUGAAUGACCCAAAUUUCGUUCUCAUUGGGUCCUUCGUCGCUUUCUUCAUACCGUUGACGAUCAUGGUGAUAACGUAUUGCCUGACGAUCCACGUUCUUCGCCGUCAAGCUCUGAUGUUACUGCACGGCCACAUCGAGGAACCGCCUGGAAUAAGCCUGGACUUUCUGAAGUGCUGCAAGAGGAACACGGCCGAGGAAGAGAACUCCGCCAACCCUAACCAAGACACGAACCCACGCCGAAGAAAGAAGAAAGAGCGACGUCCAAGGGGCACCAUGCAAGCUAUCAACAACGAACGGAAAGCGUCGAAAGUCCUUGGCAUUGUUUUCUUUGUGUUUCUGGUUAUGUGGUGCCCGUUUUUCAUUACCAAUAUUCUGUCGGUUCUGUGCGGGAAGGCCUGUAACCAAAAGCUCAUGGAAAAGCUUCUGAAUGUGUUUGUUUGGAUUGGCUAUGUCUGUUCAGGAAUUAAUCCUCUGGUGUAUACGCUUUUCAACAAGAUUUACCGAAGGGCUUUCUCUAACUAUUUGCGCUGCAAUUAUAAGGCAGAAAAGAAGCCUCCCGUGAGACAGAUCCCGAGAGUCGCUGCUACUGCUUUAUCUGGGAGGGAGCUUAAUGUUAACAUUUACCGGCACACCAACGAGCCCGUGAUUAAGAAAGCUAAUGACAACGAGCCCGGUAUAGAGAUGCAAGUGGAGAAUUUGGAGCUACCAGUUAAUCCCUCCAACGUGGUUAGUGAAAGGAUCAGCAGUGUGUAAUUAGGAGUGUGUAAGCAGCACAGUCUUUUCCUAUGGUAAAGCUACAAAUGUAGGGAAAGGUCCUAGAAUUCUUCCGUCGGUUAUAACUAAUGUAAAUAUCGUCGUCUGAUAAAAAGUGUUUUGUAUAUAGCUUUGCAACCCUGUACUUUACAAUCAUGCACACAACAGUGAGAUUUAGGGUUCUAUAUUUACUGUUUAUAAUAGAUUGAGAAUAACUUAUUUUGAUUAUUUGAUGCAUAAAAUGUCAAUGUUUCUGCUUUCCCUUCCUUCCUCUUUCC
Messenger RNA from Callorhinus ursinus (northern fur seal), 2317 nucleotides. RefSeq names its product 5-hydroxytryptamine receptor 2C (gene HTR2C). Gene Ontology annotation, cellular component: dendrite; plasma membrane. Gene Ontology annotation, biological process: locomotory behavior; feeding behavior; chemical synaptic transmission. NCBI's taxonomy places the organism in Eukaryota, Metazoa, Chordata, Mammalia, Carnivora, Otariidae. The record is from RefSeq and is a predicted model, not a curated record. Gene Ontology annotation, molecular function: neurotransmitter receptor activity; G protein-coupled serotonin receptor activity.